Messenger RNA from Miniopterus natalensis, 824 nucleotides. RefSeq names its product ciliary neurotrophic factor (gene CNTF). Gene Ontology annotation, molecular function: cytokine activity; growth factor activity; ciliary neurotrophic factor receptor binding. Lineage: Eukaryota; Metazoa; Chordata; Mammalia; Chiroptera; Miniopteridae. Gene Ontology annotation, biological process: astrocyte activation; positive regulation of tyrosine phosphorylation of STAT protein; positive regulation of axon regeneration. Gene Ontology annotation, cellular component: axon. The record is from RefSeq and is a predicted model, not a curated record.
GGUGGGGUACUCCAUUCCAUUAGUAGAGAAUGCCCAGUGGAUUUAGUCUUUGAGAGUCACAUUUCUUAUUUGGAACAGUGUAGACAGAAACAAACUCAGCUCACUUGUUUCCUGGGACAGUUGAGUUGGGGGAUGGCUUUCGCAGAGCACUCACCGCUGACCCCUCACCGCCGGGACCUCUGUAGCCGCUCUAUCUGGCUAGCAAGGAAGAUCCGUUCAGACCUGACCGCUCUUAUGGAAUCUUAUGUGAAGCAUCAGGGCCUGAAUGAGAACAUAGACCUGGACUCCGUGGAUGGUGUGCCAAUGGCGAGCACCGGUCGGUGGAGUGAGCUGACCGAGGCCGAGCGACUCCAAGAGAACCUCCAAGCUUACCGUACCUUCCAUGUCAUGUUGACCAGGCUUUUAGAUGACCAACGGGUGCAUUUCACUCCAGCCGACAGUGACUUCCAUCAAGCAAUACAUACCCUUCUACUCCAAGUUGCUGCCUUUGCUUACCAGCUGGAGGAAUUAAUGGCGCUCCUGGAACUCAAGAUCCCCCCCAAUGAGGCUGAUGGGAUGCCCGUUAUUGUUGGAGAUGGUGGUCUCUUUGAAAAGAAACUGUGGGGACUAAAGGUGCUGCAAGAGCUCUCACAGUGGACAGUGAGGUCCAUCCAUGACCUCAGAGUCAUUUCUUCUCAUCAGACUGGGAUCUCAGCACAUGGAAGCCAGUAUAUUGCUAAUGACAAGAAAAUGUAGCAGUUAGCCCGGCGGGAGUGGCUCAGUUGGUGGAGCGCCAUCCUGUGCACCAAAAGGUUGUUGGUUCGCUUCCCGGUCAGGGCACAUAA